AUGUUCAACGUUCGAGUUGAAGACCGUACCGUACGGUACAGCCAGCGCACCAUACCUUGCCCAAGAGUUCUUCAGCAACUAGCCGACGACGAACGCGACAAGUAUCCCGAAGCAGCUGAAGUUCUACGCAAGGAUUUCUACCUCGAUGAUCUGUUUUCCGGUGGACGCAACGUAGCAGAAACAAUCGUUUUACGCAAGCAGCUCGACGCGCUGUUACUCAAGGGCGGUUUCGAACACCGCAAAUGGGCAUCCAACGAACACGCAGUACCACAGGAUAUCCCAGCAGAAAAUCGUGCUGUACAAGGGUCAGUCGACUUAGACCGAGAUUCACGCAUAAAAAUGCUUGGACUGCACUGGGAACCGACCAGCUUCGCUACAAAAUUCAGCUUCAUCCGUCAACAACAGAUGCACCGUUUACGAAAUGCAUUGCACUGUCAUAUAUCGCACACUUUCUGGGCCUUGAAGGACGACGACGGCAAGAUUUGGAGCUGGGACAACGAACUACCGACAGCCAUCAAAGAACGCUGGCAAGAAUACCAAUCGCAACUCCACCGGCUGAACGAUUUCCGCAUCGACCGUUGCAAUCUUCUGUCCAAUCCCGUAUCAGUCCAGCUACAUUUCUUCUCCGACGCUUCAGAACACGCAUACGGCUCGUGUGUCUACGUCCGCUCGACAGACGCCUCUAGUUCAGUUAAGGUUUGCCUGCUGACUGCGAAAUCGAAGGUAGCACCCCUGAAAAAGCAAAGCAUUCCCCGACUCGAGCUCUGCGGUGCCCUUCUGUCUGCUGAACUCUACGAGAAGGUGACGUCAUCGCUCCAAAUACACGCAGAUGCGUUCUUUUGGGUCGAUUCUACCAUCGUGCUGAGUUGUCUAAAUUCUUCUCCGUCGACCUGGACAACGUUCGUGGCCAAUCGAGGCUCCAAGAUUCAGACCGCCACGCAAAACUGCUUUUGGAACCACGUAGCAGAAACCCUUCUACAAAACGAUCUUUGGUGGCAAGGAUCUCAAUGGCUGCAGAGCGAUCAACGCGACUGGCCAAUACAACAACCGAACGCUAAUCAGCCUCCCGAAGUCCUCAUAGAAGCAAGAAAAGUACCAGCAGCAGUAACUUCCGCCGCCAUCGAACCCUCAUUCGUCGACCAGUUCGUCGAAACAUUCUCCAAUUUCCAGCAUAUGGUCCGAGUAGCCGCUUACUGUCGACGAUUUGGUCAGAACUGUCGGAAAACUUCUACAGCACGAGCGGAAUCAGCACAUCUUACAGUUGACGAGCAGAAGGACGCAGAAGCGACGAUCAUCAGACUCAUCCAACGGCAAACCUUCAGCCCUCCAACAAGCACAAACUGUAUCCGCAAAAUCUCGCAUCCGUUGGUUUCAUCCCUUUAG
Molecule: messenger RNA, 1383 nt
Organism: Topomyia yanbarensis
Lineage: Eukaryota; Metazoa; Arthropoda; Insecta; Diptera; Culicidae
Exons: 3
Coding region: 1-1383 (460 amino acids)
Source: RefSeq, a predicted model, not a curated record